Arachis duranensis is the source of this 1832-nucleotide messenger RNA. RefSeq lists its product as uncharacterized. The transcript is spliced from 3 exons. The record is from RefSeq and is a predicted model, not a curated record. Bases 135 to 1541 code for a protein of 468 amino acids. Lineage: Eukaryota; Viridiplantae; Streptophyta; Magnoliopsida; Fabales; Fabaceae.
CUUGUCUGUCCACAAUAAAAAUAUCUGAAAUUCUGUUUUCCCUUUUUGUGUGAUUGCUGUUCCUCUCUGCACUCUCCACUCUCCACUCUUCCCUCUCUUUGCAGGUUUGGACUUGGAGGGGUAAAGUUGUAAAAAUGGAGAGGAAGCAAGGAUUCUUUUCUGCACUGAAAGACGAGGUCGUCAGAGGCCUCUCGCCGGCGAGGUCACGCCCGCCGAGAAGUGCUUCUCCCAUGUCUGCUCUGCUGCGGCGCCGGAGGAAUCACCAAGCUCCUCCACCUCCUCCGGCUGACCCCUUCAUUCCGAGAUCCGGCAGCCUGAGGCCCGUGGAGGCACUUUCGCCUCUCAAAGAGGGCCCCGACGGCGACGAAGACUGCUCCGACUCCAACUCCACUUCACGGCCCGAGGCUAGAUGGGCCCAGUGGCCGUGGGCUAAGGGCCCGGUGGGCUUUUCCUCCUGCUCGUCCGUGGACUUGAAGAGUUCGGAUCUGAGGCUGCUGCUUGGAGUGUUGGGUGCUCCCCUUGCCCCCGUCCACGUUUGCACCACCGACCCCUUCCCUCACCUCAGCAUCAAAGACAUCCCCAUUGAAACUUCUUCUGCUCAGUACAUAUUGCAGCAGUAUAUAGCAGCUACAGGGGGGCAAAAGCUUCAGAAUUCAAUUAACAAUGCAUAUACAAAGGGAAAGUUGAAAAUGAUAGCCUCCGUGUUUGAGACAGCUAACAAGGUCACCAGGAAUUCCUCCAGAGCUGCGGAAUCCGGGGGGUUUGUGUUGUGGCAGAUGAAUCCGGAUAUGUGGUAUGUGGAGCUUGCUCUUGGUGGUAGCAAGGUUCAUGCCGGUUCCAAUGGCAAACUCGUGUGGCGCCACACCCCUUGGCUUGGUCCUCAUGCUGCCAAAGGACCUCAUAGACCCUUGAGACGUGCCCUUCAGGGUCUUGAUCCAAGAACAACUGCCAGAAUAUUUAUCAAUGCAAGAUGCAUUGGGGAGAAGAAGAUCAAUGGGGAUGACUGUUUCAUUCUCAAGCUUUGUGCAGAUCCCUCCACACUAAAAGCCAGGAGCGAAGGCCCAGCUGAGAUAAUAAGGCAUGUUUUGUUUGGUUACUUCAGUCAGAAAACAGGACUGCUUGUUCACUUGGAAGACUCUCAUCUCACUCGGAUUCAGAACAAUGGAGGAGAUGCUGUGUAUUGGGAGACCACCAUAAAUUCGUUUCUUGAUGAUUACAGGCCUGUUGACGGAAUCAUGAUUGCUCAUUCCGGUCGUUCCGCGGCAACACUUUUCAGGUUUGGGGAAACAUCUAUGAGCCACACCAAAACAAAGAUGGAAGAAGCAUGGACGGUUGAGGAAGUGGCGUUCAACGUCCCCGGCCUUUCGGUGGACUGUUUCAUUCCUCCAGCGGAGCUAAGACUUGCUUCCAAGAGAGAAGCCACCGAGCAGAGAGUGAAGAAUGCUGUUCCGGGAGGCGCACACCAUGCGAGAGCUCCUCAGCUACAUAGGUCUCAUCAUGCAAGCAAUGGGAGCAACGUUAAAUGGGCAGUGGAUGUUUAGCAAUUGUGAAGUUUCUAGAUUAGUCUACUUCUAGUUCUCCAUUUUUAACGCCUUAGAUAGACUGACAAGUAAACUGGGGUUAAAUGGUGAAGAUUCCUGCAGUUUUGUGGUGGAGUUUUCUGCUGUCAUUGCCUCCUUGAAUUUGUAAAUAGGGACGAUUAGCAGCAGAUCCCGCAAAAAUUGAUCUUUAAAAUUGGAUGAUUAUGCACCCUAAGGUUCGUUCUUGCACUUGUUUUUAGUAAGUGUGAAUUUGAGAUCUGUUGAUAAUCUUAUUACGUUUGAUUUCUUUUA